AUGAGGGUGUGUCGCCACUGGUGCGCUCUCAUCAGGAGCAGCGCAAGUUUCUGGAGGGACAUCGUCAUAUCCAAGGACACGAAGUGGUUCGACCUCGCUUUGGGCCGUCUGGGAGGUGCCCCAUUCCGCAUAGAGCUCGCUCCCGGAUGUAGCCUCAAAGCGGUUCUGCCAGUGCUCAAACGACACGCCGACCAGAUCGAGAAGCUGGUUUUCGAAGGGGAGGUGCGCAACACGGAUGUUCCCCACCUUAGAUCCUUCCUUUCUCGCUCUUUCCCUCUCCUAAACAACCUCGCGCUCACGCUGAAGUCAUCUCGCCACAUACGCUCUGUAAAAAGUAGCGUCUGUUCGAGCUCUCCCCUCAGAUGGCUGGACCUCACGCGAACCUCGUUACCUUGGACGAGCUCGCUCUUCACCCACCUCGAGGUCCUGUCUCUGACCGACUGCCGCUCGUCAACCCCAGCCCUUUCUUUCUCCAACUUUCUCGACGCCCUCGAGAACGGAAAGCGACUUCGAUACCUUCAUCUCGAACGAUUCCUCUCCGCCGUGUUGGACCCUCAGACCUCCACCCCACAUGAGCGUCUUAUAACGCUCCCCCAGUUGCAGCACCUCACAUGCUGCGACCUGCCAGCCAACGUUGGGCAGCUGAUGACGCACCUCUAUACCCCCGCUAUCUCGCGUGUAGAACUCCUGGGAGAGUGCCAUGACGUCGGCGCGCCCUCCACCGCCCACGGCUCCUUGCUCCCGGAAGAUGCUAGCAAACGGAUUCCCGUCCUACGGUCCAUCACCCAUGCAUCCCUCAACGUCACCGCCCAAGACAACGACCUUCGUUGUUCCCGCCGUUCACUCGAGUUCGAGAUGAGUUUGGUCGACCCCGAUUCUAUCGAAUUCUGGGACGAAGGACCUUGGGUCGACAGGAGCUUGCGGCAGCUCCCUGCGAUGCUCGGACCUGCGUUGACGGAGCUGGAAGUCGGCGGCUGCCUGGACGUCUCGCAGGCGACUUGGGACCGCGUGUUCGACGCGUUCCCCGCGCUGCAAACGCUGCUCAUCCGAGAGUACGAGUCUGUGCGUUUCCCCACUGCCAUGGUCCAGGACCCACGCCUCUUCACCAAAGAGGCGUGGGUCCUCAUGGUCCACUCCCUCGCCGCUCCUCCCUUGCUCUCAGCCUCACACUACUCAGGCUCUACCAGCGCCGGAAGAUCGCCCCCGGUAUCGCCCCGCGUGCGCUGUCCAAACCUCAAGAUCCUCAGGAUCGACGGCUGGGAUUGGAGUAGGCGUGCAUUGGCCCAGAUCCUGGAUUGCCUGCGCGUGCGCGUCGCGCAUGGCGCGUCUAAGCUGGAGUACCUUGGGAUAGAUGCAGAGGGGGAUGGAUGGGUGCCUGAGCUAGCCCCCGUGCUGGACAAGUACCGCCCGCGGUUUCUUGCAGUCGUGUGCGAGUUCGAUAUUUUCAGGUACUGGUGGUAG
Trametes versicolor FP-101664 SS1 is the source of this 1461-nucleotide messenger RNA. RefSeq lists its product as uncharacterized. The transcript has 2 exons. Lineage: Eukaryota; Fungi; Basidiomycota; Agaricomycetes; Polyporales; Polyporaceae. The coding region runs from base 1 to 1461 and encodes 486 amino acids. The record is from RefSeq and is a predicted model, not a curated record.